AUGCAUCGCAAACCUCUGUUUGAAACUAUAUGGAACGAAAUGCUCGACUCAAAUGCCUUAAUGGCCAUCACUGUUUUUGUCGGUGCUGUCUCAUUUUAUAUGUUUCUGACGAGAAACGACCAUCAGGACCGACGACGUGAGUCACCACCACCAACUCCAAAGAAGCAUGGAGCCUCUUUCCUUAGAAGGAUUCACCUGGGAGAGUUCAGUGGCCGUACAAUCUGUAUUUCUUGGGAGACUUUGGUGGAGAAACACGAAUGGAGGGAUUGCGCUAAGGAAACGCUUCUGGCAUUAUCAUCCAAUAUGAUCGUUUAUCUUAUGUGUCACAUUAGCAAUGCUAAUGAGAAAGGUAAGGUUCUUUCGAUGGUGAAGGAUAUACCGCAACUCGCACGACAUAAUAUUCUUUUCUGCGAAACGGAAAAGGGGUAUGAGGCGUUUAGUCGGCAAAUCAAACCGGCUAUUCUAGUUACACAUGACUCUGCACAGGCGGAAUUUUUAAGUCUUGUCUUACCCAACGUUGUUCUGGUGGGUUCCAGUGCAACGGGUUCAGCGAUGACGAGCAUCUCUUCUUUAUCCGAACUGUUGUUCUGA
Messenger RNA from Trypanosoma brucei brucei TREU927, 591 nucleotides. RefSeq lists its product as hypothetical. The record is from RefSeq and is a predicted model, not a curated record. The coding region runs from base 1 to 591 and encodes 196 amino acids. The transcript has a single exon. Lineage: Eukaryota; Euglenozoa; Kinetoplastea; Trypanosomatida; Trypanosomatidae. Gene Ontology annotation, biological process: peroxisome organization.